Molecule: messenger RNA, 2400 nt
Organism: Spirodela intermedia
Lineage: Eukaryota; Viridiplantae; Streptophyta; Magnoliopsida; Alismatales; Araceae
Source: the annotation of a GenBank genome assembly
AUGUUUCCACACAUACAACCGUUAUGUGAUUCUGGUUUGGUAGCGCCAGAUAAUCAGGAGCAGACUGAUCAUGGUCCAGGCAUCUAUGCCAUUCCUGUCCUUCCAUUUGUUGAGCAGAUGACUGGGUUUUCUCCUGGCAGUCUUAUUCCACUUACAUACAAUGUACCGACGUGAGUUGGCCCUACACUUCUGGAUUACCUUUCAAUGUCAGAUAUUUAACCGUCCCCUUUUGUCUCUGGUGAUUAUUUAUAUUCAAGUUGGAACCGGCAUCAUUCACAUCUGUGCUGUGAUUUAAUAGAUAGAGAUUAUCAUGCAUUUUAUCAGGUUAUUUGUAGAAGCAUGGACAAGGACUGUUGACAACUUUCUGGUGUUGGUUAACUGACGUUUGCAUUGCUUAGUAGGCCUCAAGGAACAAAUGACUUUUCUUGCUUGUUUCAGUAUAAAGACGAAAUGCAUUUGGAAGAAAGUAAAUGCACUGAAGGUUUUGAAAUGGAUGAGUGGAACUGCAUUUAUGAUUCUUGCCUUCGUGUCCUCCAUCCGAUCUAAAACUAAUGAAGUAUGAAAUGAAAACUUAUCGUUGGAAAAAAGAGAUAUAGAAUGUUAACCACUUUCAUAACUUGGGAGUCUGGAGAUCAAUAACCUAUUCAAUCUCAUUUGCUUCUCUUUCUAUCUUGACUGGUCUGCGUGCCUUCACCUCUCAGACGAAGAAAAAAAAUCAGGUUCUCUUGAAAUAUUCUUUAGUAAACGCGAUCAAUUUGAAAAACAGAUCAAAUUUGAUUUGAAAAGUCAUAGGAAUAUCCCCUUCAAUGUCUGUUUCGGAUUCAGGUUACCUUUAAACGUGUAGCAUAUUUGGCUCAUAAGCAAGGGUACAGUGAGAAGCAGCAUGGAUGCACGGUGUUUAUGAAGAACAGUGACUUUUGUGAGAUCAACUGAACGCCUCCUGUCAUCCCUGCCAAUGAGUAACACAAAUCCGAUUAGUUCUGCGUUCCCAGGUCAUUGUCGUCAAAUUCUGAUUCAUUCCGAGGAAUACAGUGCUGCACUUUGUGCAGUUACUUGCGUCAAGACUGAAAUAGAAGCUUAAAUAACCAAUGGACAUAAAUCAUUUUCCUUUGUCUUUUGUUGCCCUCUAUUCUUAGGAUUGAUGCUUUCAGCUGACUGAGGCGAAAACAAAUUUGAUAUUCUUGAACAUUCGGAGUUACCAUUUGAUGUGCGGCCUCUUUAUAGAAAUCUCUAGGUUCUGUUCUUCACAAAAAUAUAUGCAUGGUCUUUCUGAACCUCUAUUUUUAUUUUUAUUUUCAUUUUUCUUUUUAUUUUUUUUGGUCCAAUCAGAGGACCGGAUCCUGCUGGAGGAGCCAAUAGGGAUACUGAUCAGGUGGUGCAGCAGCAGCAGCAGCAUGCCCCACACGGACAAGUGGUUGUAAGAAGAUUCCAAUUCGCCGUUCAAAUCGACUUGAUGUUGAUCUUCAAGCUGGCAGCUGUGGUUUUCCUGUUCAAUCAAGAGGGAUCUCGGCAGAGACUUGUCCUGCUCAUUCUCUUUGCGUCAAUUAUAUACUUGUAAGUUGGCUUCCACCUUCACCUUAGAAUGGAUCUCAACACAAGAAGGCGCUCAAACAUCUGAAAAAGAGCACAGAAAAUGGACAGAAGACAGUGAAAAGAGUAAAGAAAAUGGGCGUCUGGAGCCCAAUGUAGCCCCUUACCUUGAAAUUAUUCCCCAUUGAAACCUACCCAGAUCCAUUUCUUUUUCUUCUUUUUUUUUUUUUUUUCCUUCCUUUGUUACCCAUUAUGUGCAUUUUUUUCAACUCUGAUCAAUCUUAUGGUCUCUUGAUCUACAGGUACCAGACCGGAGCUUUUGCACCACUUCUUAGGUGGCUUCGGCAAGCUGGAACCCCUCCCGUGCCGCAGGCUCCCCUCAGGCAAGAGAAUCCCCUGCCUGCUGCACAGGACCGUGCGAAUGACCUUCUGCCUGGUAAUCUCACCCACCUUGCCUCACAGGCACCACCAAUAGGCAGACAUAGCUCAACACUGUUGGGUGAUGAAUGAGAAAAAAAGAAGAAGAAAGAAAAUUGCCCAAAGCAGCAGUGAUGGUUAGGCUAGACACGCCGCCAUUAUUACUGUUUACGUUCACAAGAACACCGCUUUUUGGCUGCUCUGGAUCGAUCAUAUGCUUUCUGGCCCAGUGGUAAGGAGAGGGUUUUUCGUUGAUUUGCAGAGGGGAAUCCUCCAGGAGUGGGCGACAGAGACAGGGGAGCUGGGAAUGGAGGGGAGAUGGAGAAUGAGGACGAGGCGGAGGGCGGCAGAGGGAAUGGCGUCGAUUGGCGGGGGAUUGUGAACGAGAUCAGGAUGCUGGUCACCAGCUUCCUGACCUCGCUCUUCCCCGGCUUCCACCUGCACAACGACUGA